AUGGCAGAGGGGCCCGAGGAAGCCCGGAGCCGCCCUCCCGGGCAGGACGGCAGUGGCGGGGACCACGAGCCGGUCCCUUCCGGGCCAGGCUCUCCCGCCGCCGCCGCCCCCCGGCCCCCGGCCCUCGCGACCGUCGCCUCGGCCGUCUCCGAGCCGGAGCCGCAGUGCGAGCUCCGGAAGCGCCGGGAGACGGGCGCAGAGCCUCAGGAGCCGGGGGGCUGCGAGGCGUCGGACGGGCCGGGGCGGCUGAGCGCGCGCGAGUACUCGCGGCAGGUGCACGAAUGGCUCUGGCAGUCCUACUGCGGUUACCUCACCUGGCACAGCGGCCUGGCCGCCCUCCCCGCCUACUGCGGCCCGCCGCCCGCCGCCCCUCAGCCCGCAGCCCCGCCGCCGCCCCCGCCGCAGCUCGCAUACUACAACCCCUUCUACUUCCUGAGCGCUGCGGGGCCUGGGCCGGGGGCGGCCACGGGCGGCGCCACCCCGACCGCCGUCGCGGGCCUGACGGCCCGGGCCCCGCACGUGCAGGCAUCCGCCCGGGCGGCCCCUGUGACCAGGGUGGGCUCUGCAGCCCCUGCACGGACGGCGAGCGACACCGGGAGGCAGGCUGGUAGAGAAUAUGUCAUUCCAUCCUUGGCCCACCGAUUUAUGGCAGAGAUGGUGGAUUUCUUUAUUCUCUUCUUUAUAAAGGCAACCAUUGUCUUGAGUAUCAUGCAUCUCAGUGGAAUAAAGGACAUCUCUAAGUUUGCCAUGCACUAUAUAAUAGAAGAGAUUGAUGAAGACACAUCAAUGGAAGACCUGCAGAAAAUGAUGAUUGUGGCACUUAUAUACAGGUUGUUAGUUUGUUUCUAUGAGAUAAUUUGCAUUUGGGGAGCAGGGGGAGCUACCCCAGGAAAGUUCCUGCUAGGGCUUCGAGUUGUGACGUGUGAUACAUCAGUACUCAUUGCUCCAAGUCGGGUUUUAGUGAUUCCCUCCUCAAAUGUUAGCAUUACAACGUCCACCAUACGAGCUUUGAUCAAGAAUUUUUCUAUUGCUUCUUUUUUCCCUGCUUUCAUCACACUGCUGUUUUUUCAGCAUAACCGAACAGCCUAUGACAUUGUAGCAGGAACCAUUGUGGUAAAAAGAAAUGGGGUCAGAUGAUGCCCCAGAACCCUGAAUUCCACUCUUAGGAAUAAUGACAAGACUAAAUUAUGUAUCAAGGCCAUCAUUAUCUCUGGGUUACAUUGAUGAUUUAAAAAUUAAAGCAGUCACUCUGGUGUGAUGCAGGGGACUGUUCUGAAAGUGUUGACUGUACUAAAAUGUCAAGGAACUUUUCCAGAAGGAAAAACUAUUCAAGUGUUAAAUAUUUAUAGGACAACAAAGGAAAUAGUUUCAUAAUCAAUAUAGGCAAAUACAUACUUUAACUUUUAAGAUAACCAAAAUUUGCUGGAAGCAUUUCAGCUUUAAAUUGUCUAAAUCAAACUUUAAAAUUUUAAUUUUGGCUUAUCUUAGAGUGAUUGAGAAAUAUCCAAUUGUGUUUUAUAAACACCUACAGAACUCCUACCACUCUUCUUACGGAAGCUGCUUUUUGUGAGUAUUGAGAAAGAGCAUCAACUCAACAACCUACUUACUUCAUGGCAGGUGUUGGGAAAAAAGGGCUAGUGAGGAAGGCCUAGGAGUCCCCUCACCCCACACUUCCGGGAUAUUCUAGAGUUCACUACAAUAGUGGUGGGAUACUCCAGCUUCUUACUGCUUAUGUAUUUGGAGGCAAGAUUUUCAAGAUGGUGAAAAUGUGCUGAGUCAUAUCAUUGGUAUUUUAAAAAGGUAUGUUAGUGAUUGCCUUCUGGGGCGGGGGGGGGGGGGAGAGGGGCGGGGGGGGAAUUUUCAUUGUCAAUUCAGCUUAGAAUUCAUGUGCCCUAAAAUCCAACUAUAAAUAUGCAGGAGGAAAUAUCCACCAAACAUUCCCAGUAUGUGCUCUCCAGUGUUCUGAAUGUAUGUGUAGAUUCUAUUUAUGUACAGUAAAUUCCUAAGGCACUUCUGUAUUCUGUACAGUUCCAUAACUGUCAAAACAUCAAGGUUUGUUAAAAAGUGUAUUUUGUGAAUAACUUAAAUACUAGUAGCCUGUGAAAUACUAGCAGUUUUCCUAUUAUGAAUUGUUCUCUCUAAAGCAAGGCAGCAUAUAUCAUCUUCAGACUUUAUUCUAGUUUAUUUAAGUUCAUUUUGGCCUGUUAAGAGAUGAAAUUUGGAGGGGUGGGAGGGUUAAAGCAAAAACUUUUAUGUAUUGUCAUUGUAUUUUGCUCUGUUGAUGAAACAUUGGGUUUAUGUCUGUGUGCUUGCUUUUGUGUCGCUAGCUGUACCAAAAUGUUAGUUUUCUUUACUUCUUACUCAUUCUUGUAUAGGAUUUUCCCAAGAAACACUAAGUUGUAUUGCACAAGAGAACAAUCUCUGUUCCUGGGUUUUAAAUACCAAGAGCAAGCCAUGUGUUGUCAUUACUGUAUCAACCUUCAGCAAGCUAUUUUUUGACAUUUAAAACUGUGAAAAUGCAUUUAAUGUCUACAGAGAAUCUCCUAAGAGCUCAUUGUUUAUCAACCAUGGUUUCUCAAAAUAAUUUUAUUUACAUCAAAUACAACUUCACAGAAAGCCUAUUUAUUAUUUGUCAAGAGCAGUACAUAGAGCAUGUGCUUGUGGCUCUGGCAAGAUUUUUAAAGCUCUUCUAACUCUUAGACUACAAAUCUGGAAGCUGAUGUGGACACUUGCCACUGAGAGAAUUCAAGUUGAAAUGUGCUUCACCCACACAGCUCUGGAGUAUUUGAUUCUUUCUACUCCAGUUUUCACUGAGGAUAUUUUUAUUUAUUCAGUAAAAUAAACAAAUAGUUAAUACCAGUUUGCUAGACAAGUUCUUUAGAUCCAGCUGUGGAUUCAAGUUGUGCCAUAUAGGAUGUAAGAUAAAAGUAUUGCUUUGCCUCCACAAUAGAACCUCAAUCUGCACAUUUUUUCCAGCUUCCUUCACAGAACAUGAAUACUAAUGAAUACUAAUUUCCUGUGUCAAAGUGUAACUCUCAUGCUGAAGCUGUAUCCUGUUCAGAAAUGAAGAUACUCUUUAAUAAGCAUGCCCUAAGGUGAAGCCUUAGGACUGGAGUCUUGUAUAGUCAUUCAGUCUAAACAACUGAGAAAUGAGAAGUCUCAGUACUUAUCACUGAGAAUGUUCUAGAGUGGUUAGAUCUUGGAAGUAGGAUAUUCCAUACUCUAGGUAACAGCAUGAUGACAAACCUUACUAAGUAUUGUAUUGUGACCAUAAAUACAUGCCACUAACUUGACAGUAUUCAUUGCUUGAUUUAGCCUACAAAGCAUUUAUUUACCUAGUUGCCCAUGGCUCAAAAAUGAGUCUUCAAGCUUUUAAAAAGAACAUGCUCACAUCAGUGAUUGUUUCAUUUACACACCUGUUUCUGGCAAAGGGAAGGAGUUGAAGUUUUGCAUUUGCAACUUGGGCUUCUGAAGGAAGAUGGGGCAUUAAACUUUCUCAUUAUCCGAAGAUGAUGCCUAGAUUAACAGUAUUCCUAAACUCUGACAAGUACUGGUUCAGCUCCUUGCCAGCCUCCAUCUGCAUAACCAAAGACAAAAAGUCCUCAUUUGUGCCUGAGUGAAGUUCCUUCAUUUUGGCUGAUAUGUGUAGAUUUCCUUGUAGUUCACUAUAGUAGGGCUUGUCCUGCAAACAGUAUCUACUGGCCCACCUAUAAAUAAAACAGCAUUCUAUUUUUAAUAUUUGUAUGUCAGUUUGUAUUUUGUGUCUCAAUAAAUACUUAUGUCAAUGUCAA
Molecule: messenger RNA, 3791 nt
Organism: Arvicanthis niloticus (Nile rat)
Lineage: Eukaryota; Metazoa; Chordata; Mammalia; Rodentia; Muridae
Gene: Fam8a1
Product: family with sequence similarity 8 member A1
Source: RefSeq, a predicted model, not a curated record